Messenger RNA from Rhipicephalus microplus (southern cattle tick), 3856 nucleotides. RefSeq lists its product as uncharacterized. NCBI's taxonomy places the organism in Eukaryota, Metazoa, Arthropoda, Arachnida, Ixodida, Ixodidae. The record is from RefSeq and is a predicted model, not a curated record.
AUGGCCAAAGUAGAUUAUGUUCUCUUGAUGAUCCAUUGGCAGCACAAAUUUAGUGACACACCGUGUACCAAGGGUGCUAUGGACCAAUAUAUCAUACACGCCUUCUCACCUAAUGCCUGGCCUCCUCAGCUCAUGAGGCAUGCUGGCGAUCGCAGAGCUCUCAUGGGUGUGCUCACUGAUUUGAGCUUUUAUCAGGGUAGACCUCCGAGAUCCCAUGCUGACAAGUCGCGCGCAGUCUCUGAGGCCAUCACACAGUACGCCUUGCAGCACGCAAGCCAUCUGGCAACAGAGACGAAGAUUGCAGAGUGGUUCAUAUCUGCUCUGACAGAAAGUGGUGAGCCACUGUCCGUUCGGCCUCUGGAAGAAUCGACUUUCAGCCGGCCCUCAUCUGCGCACGCAACCGCCUACGCGCCGAGCCGCAUGUCCUGGGCAGCAGUGCACAACUCCGACACGUCAAGCAGCAUCGACAGCCCACUUGGUCGCGAGCUGCAGCGCAUCAGCUCGGAGGUUUCCUGCAUCCCUGCUCUGGGGACGUCCGGUGUAGGAAUGGCCACGUUGGAGCCGAACUUAGCUGCCUCUGGGUUGAGGCCAUUCCAUUGCCACCUGUGCCCAAAGAGGUUUGCCUACAAGCAUGUGCUCGAGAACCACAUACGGACGCACACAGGCGAGCGACCGUUCAAAUGUCCAGACUGCCUGAAGCGCUUUGCUCGCAAGGACUACCUCAAAUACCAUGUGCGAAUGUGCAGGUGCAAGCCUCAAUAUGUUGCGCUCACGAAUUCUUUGUAUACCAAAUGUGGUAUAUAUUUGCUAGGGAAGACCAUGUUUUUUGGCUUCUUAGGGCACCAUGACCAUCACCUGCCCAUAGAAAGCUUGACAAGGCUCUUUGAAGACUCUGUUCGCCGAGGAUUCCGCUCCCCCGGCGGACAGAGUCUCCAAAGUGGAGAUUCCAGUAAUCAAAGUAAGCACAAAGUCGUGAUGAUUGUUCAACAAGCGCCUCCGUCAAAUGACUCAAGUCAGGACAGCACUAGCAUGGAGACACUGCCCUCCAGACAGCCUGAUGCCGCCACUGGACAAAGCAGCCAGAUUCCCAUGGUGGUUCUGAUGACCCCCAGUAGCGGAGAAGUAUCACGAGUGCCCAGCCCCCAUUCGCACAGCUGCCACCUCUGCUCCAAGGCAUUUGCCUCAAAGGAGCUCCUCGAAGCACACCUCAACAUCCACCCGACGUACUGUCCGCACAAGUGUGACCGCUGCUCCGAGGUGUUCACCAACUUUCGACUGCUCGAGCUGCACAUGCGCUUUCACCAUAAGUGCGAGUGCCCGUUCAGAUGCAGCCUCUGCUCGCUCUCAUUUCCAACUAAGAGGGCGCUCAACAUGCACCUCACCAAGCACGGCCACGGGGACACAAAGGUCCAGUGCAAAACUUGCUUCAAAUGGUUCAAUAGCUGUCGUGCCAUGCUGGAGCACAGGUCACGACACUUUGCUAAAUAAUGGCUGAAACAUUGCUGCGCUUGCUUCAUGGCGUCUUUCUUUUCUCUCGACCCUUGCAGUUUCCUCGUGCGAUAAGACUAAUUCGCACUAUUCAUCCUUGAAAAUUGCUGAACUUAUUGGAAGUUCAGGGGGUUAUAGUAGUGAGUAAUUGUCAUAGAAACGUCACAGCGUGCGUGGACGGGGACAAAAGAAGAAAACACGAGACAAAGUGCUGUGUCGUGUGUUUCCUUGUUUUGUCCCUGUCGGUGUGCACUGUAAUGUUUCUAAGAAGCAGUAUUAACUAGCCCAACGAGCCACCCUAGUUAUCAUUAAAUAAAGAACAUCACUGGAGUCUGCAAUUUUACGUGUUCUCUUGUCGAAUCGUUGCCUCCUGUGAUAUUAUUUGUUUGACCAUUUUUCACCACUGCUGUACCUUAUGCAUUUGUGGACACGGUCACCUUUAAGUUAUCUGCAUGUGUCGUCGUGCACUUAAAGUAUCAUCUUCACACAGAGCCUGCUAAUCUAAAGGGGCUGUGGACCAUUUUUCAGGCAUGACGAGGAAACACUUGUCGCAGAUAUGUGGCAGCUGUGAAUAUCGCUGCCAAAUUUUGUAUUUGCAUACCAGUAGUGGUGUAAACUAAGCGCAGAGUUAAAGCACGCUCUUUUACAAACAGCAUGGGCAACCAACAGGGGGGAAACGUCAGUUGAUGUCAACUCACUGAUACCCACAGACAGUAUCCACUACCCCCUAUCUCAUAAUGUACAACAUUUAGCAUGUAUCUUCAUUUAGCUCUAUUGUCUCCGGAGUCUCAAAAAACUUUUUUUGCAGUAUUAAAUAUCUGAGAUCUACUCUACUACGUAGUUCUAUAAAAUUCUUGAUGCUUCAAGAGAAGAUUAUUCAGGGCCCUUUAAUAGUGCAUGAUUUUCUGAGUGUUGUGUGUAAUGCAUUCUAUGCACAUAUGAUUUUGCCUGCUAAAACAGUGACCGAUUCUCUGCCAAAUUAUGACUAGCUAUCAUUCGGCCUUGGGUGUAGUUUCCCAUCAUGUUUGCCAGUUGUGCCCUUUUGUUUCAUUAAUGAUGAAGACAAAACUAACAGUGUACAUCAAUGUUUAUUUCACUGCACUGAAACACUGGUGCUACUGUCACUGCUGCUGUAAAAAGCCUGUUACACGAAACUGAGCAUGUUGCAGUUCGCUAGCUCUGUGUGAAGACUAUAGGUCGGCAAAAUAACAUGUAACUCACUCAGUCUCACGCAAAAAACUUAAUCUUGCACUUUGAAUUCACUCACCAAAAUUUUGUGCUGACUUCGCUGGGACUUACACUGUAUGAAGUGAAUGAAUAAACUUUAUUUAAAGCCUGGCAAUUUUCACCGGGCAAGGGGGGAAGGGAAGAGAGGAUUAACCUCUGUCUCUUCCCACUCUCUGUUCGAUUAUGAUGGCGGUGCCUCAGGUGACCGCUCGAAGUCCUUGGACCCGGGUGACAUCUUCAGCUUGCCGGGACCGCCCAAAGCUAGUUGGCCAGCUCGUCGCUGGCGAGUGCCACCUCCCAGCAACAACGCAGCUCACGCCGCCGAUCAGCAACAGUGACCGCAGCCGCGGCGGAGGCCGGCCCCUGCCCUCGCGCGGUGGUAGCAGCAGCAAUUUUUACACUCACAGAAAUUUUUUUAACCGAAAUCACUUGAACUCAAACUCAUGAAAAUAUUACUUGCCAGGACUCUAUAAGACUUAUAGCUCAUUCUGAGUCUGAAUGAGUUCGAGUAAGUCAACUCAGGAGUGAGUUCGCCAACCUGUGGUGCAGACUUAGUGGCAAUCAAACCGGUAGUGGUCUUUUACCACUGAUUUUUGCAACCACCGUGAAAUCAAAGCGAUAUUUACUGCAGGCACACACGAACUGUUUUUGAAAGGACUUCCACUGUUUGAUGGGACACAGUGUAUUGUUAUAAGCCACAAUGUUUUCAUUGUUAAUUUUUUGUUGUGUGAUGAACAUAAUGGUAUACAUUCCUUUGUGCGUGACAAGUUUGAUUUUGUGUACAGUAUGUCCUUGCAGUGGUUGGACACUCUUACGAGUGGUCAGUGUGUGGUUUUGUUAUUGGUUGCAUUUCUGUGCAAGUGUUUCAUUUUGUGCUUUCUUAUUGAUGAGCUGUGUUUACAUUUCUUGUUGUGACAUAUAUCACUGUGCAGGUACAUAUGUAGUGUGUGUGGUUGUACAAGUGUUCUAUCUUUUACCUUCUGUGUCAUUAUAUUUGCAUUGAAAUAUUUCAUCUCUAUAAAAGUUAUUGUUUUGCUCUGAAGCUAUUUGUGCAUGCACACGACAGUUCAUACGAUGCACUUCAUUUCCUAUUAUCUCUUUUUUUUCCCCACUUUGGAAAUAAAGUAGUAAUCCAUUGUUA